This is a messenger RNA of Heterobasidion irregulare TC 32-1, 1986 nucleotides long. RefSeq lists its product as uncharacterized. The record is from RefSeq and is a predicted model, not a curated record. Lineage: Eukaryota; Fungi; Basidiomycota; Agaricomycetes; Russulales; Bondarzewiaceae. The transcript has 7 exons. The coding region runs from base 1 to 1986 and encodes 661 amino acids.
AUGACCUCUCGCAUCACCUAUAGCUACAAGGGCUUGAAGCGAUCACGACCGCACACCGUGUCUGACGACGGCUACGAUGACCGCCCCUUGCAAGACGUGCCUGCGACUACGCCAACGACGACACCGAUCAGUCAUUCACGGAAACGACCGAGGGUUCAGGUUGAAGUACUGUUGCCUGUCUCUCCUUCGAAGAACUCACCGGCUCGAAAACCACACAUCAAUGUGGACAAUGUCUCCACUGAAACUCCCAAGCAGCCAACGUCCAGUGGAGGUUCACCGAAGAAGAGGGCGCAUGUAGAAGUACUGUUGCCGUCCCCUCACAAAACAACAUUCUCGCCGCGAAGCAUACACGAUGCCUCCAAACCUCCCAGUGGCUCAGACGUGGCUCAAAUAUUCCCCGAAAAAUAUCUCGAACAAGUCCGAGGACCACACGAGACGCACUCGCCGUCACCGAAGAAACGGUUAAAAGUAGAGGUGCUCUUGCAGUCUCCUCAUAGGACAACACCGUCCCCUCAGAGAAAUCACAGCCCAUUGAAGCCUUCGACCUCGUUUCAGAGGCGAAGGAUAAUGUCAACCGAAGAAGACUCGGAAUCAGAGCGGGAGCGGUCCGCGAAGAAUUCGAGGGCUAAUGUUGUUUCGAGAGUAGUCGAAUCCAUGCAGAGAGUCGGGUUCACUCUUUCCUGCUCUUCUUCAGCAUUUAUUCGAUCGAAAACUGGCGGGUCUGACAUUGAUGAUGAUGAUAUCUUACCUGUAUUGAACAUCGCACCAAAGCGCAAGGCGGCUAUUCAGCUAACACCGGCUUAUGCGUCAACCUCACGAGGUACUGCCCAGCGGGCCGUAAAAGAGAGCUCUAGGCCCCUCAAGACUACCGUCCCAAAACGAACAUCUUCGACGGGCGUAGAACGCACUUUGUCCACAUCAAAACUUACGUCGAGGGUCUCGACUAUGAAUUUAACAUCAUUGCGACCUAAAGAAUCACGACCGAGUAGUUCGAAAAAUACGAAUAGGCCAUUUGCGACCUUCCCACGGCAUUCUCCUCACCGUGAAACUUCUGCAUCGCUUCCAGGCGAAGCAAAGGUUCCAUCCCUGGCCCGUACACCACUCAAGUCAUACCUUUUUGAUUCCACAUCCCCUCUCACCCCUCUCCCAACCAAUUCACCGUCUAAGCGAUCUCCGAUCACCCCGUCGAAGUCGUUAGACUCUGUUCGGCCUUCUACCCCAAGGAGUCCAGCUAAGGACCUAUCCGACCUGUUCAACUUUGUGACCCCGAAAACGGGGCUCUCAAAACUGCCGGACAAACCGAAGGUGCCUCUCGUCAAGCGCAUGCUCGCCCGCUCACGCACCGAGCCAUCGCUGGGUGCCGCUGUCAGUGACAACCGACCCGGGUCUAUGAACUCCAUAUCAUUUUCUGGGUCUCUGCGCAAUGCUGACACCCUCGUCGACACUCCAGCUGCAGGAGCGUCGCAAUCUGCCUCCGGUAGCGGAUCAAAUGCCCCUAUGCUUCCCGUUACACCCACGAGCGAAUCAGAAUCACAAGCACGAGCUACUGCGGUACCACAAUCCCAGAUCCGUACCUACGCGGGAAAGUCACGCUCUUUUUUGGUACCAGUCCCAGCUAGCGGGGUGCCCGGGGCUCUCGACGACGACCUCGACCUCGAGAACACGCGAGAGUCAUACGCGGACCUGCGAUCACGUUGGGGCGUCGAUAAUUCCGAAGACGACCCGCUCCCGCGCUCGCCAUCGCCUGAACCGGUCAGCGGAAAGGGCAAGGGCAAGGCGAAGGAGCGUAGCAGAGUUGUUCUGCCUUCGAACAUGAUGAAUGAUCUCAAGAGCAUCACAGAACUGAGGUCGAAGGGCGAGAGUAGGCGCUUUAUGGACGAGGUUGGAUACUUGUUUGAGGGCAUGGGUAAAAACGUUGGGGUCGGGGUGCGAAGAGGGAGGCAAGUUUUUCCUCUCCUUCAGCUCAGGCCAUGGUCGUUGAUAUAA